CCCCCCCAAAUCAAAAGCUAUGAUUUUUGAGGGAUUUAAAACUUGAAACUCGUGUUCUUUGCAUGUUUCAAGCUCUGGGUUUUUUGCCUUCAAUCUCAUGCAUUUGGUGUUAGAUCCUGUCAGUACAAAAGAACUCCUUUUCAAGCUUGAAUUUAUUUGUUUUCAAGUUUUGCAUGCUUUCUGUUUGAAGAAAGAUCCGUGAGAGCUUCAGGUACGGUGUGGUUUAGCUUCGAACACAUUUUAAUUUCUGUUGAAUAAUUUAAGGGGGGAAUGCGUGUGAUUUUGGCGCGUUUUGUGUAGUCAUAACUGAUUAGAUAGAGAUUUGGGGUUUGCUAGAUUUAAUGAGUUCGAUAUGUUUUUGAGAUUCUGGUUCCAAAAAAUGGGAAUCAUAAAUGCUUUUGAAUCAUGAUCAGAGCUGUUAGUAUAGAUAGAGUACUAAAGGAGGAGGAUAGUGAUAUUAGUGAUCAUCUACGGAAUCAUAUUCAUUUAACUAAUUGUAUUCACUUGAAGAACCAUAUGCAUAAGCUUAGCCCUUUAAUGUCUGACCGAUCGCUCGUGAGGGACCUUAUGGUUCUUCAACGCUCCCGGUCACUCAGGGAUCCUUCUGCUAGUCCCCCUUGUUGCCAUUUGCCUUCUGUUGCUGAUUUUCUUUCGAAGAAGGAUGGUUUUCGGGAGGGGAGAAGGUCUGUCAGUGUCGAGAGGCCGAGGAAUGGGAGGAGGCGUUCGAUAAGUUCACCGGUUUUAGCUAAUUUUCAGACUUCGAAAGUUGCUCCGGGCGGAGAAGGUAGUGUUAGUGACCGUAGUAGUAAGAGUGGGGAUAGAGAUAGUAGAAGAAUUAGGACUGCUAUCUCGGGCGAAAAUAAUGAGCCUGCACCAGAGCAAGAUGGUAAGUUUUUGUCUCCUGAUGGGAGUAAAAACCGAAAGGGGAAGCAAACACAAGGGAUUCGAACGAAGACUUUAUCCGAGCAAUUGAAUGACCUCUCCUUGGAUAGUGAUGAUGUAGCAUCUUCCAAUGUCCAGGUUUGUGGAAGGCAUGAGAAACAUCCUGGUGAGGAACGUGAAGUCAGCGUUCGUGGCUAUUCAAGUGGGUUAAACAGGGUGCACAGACGCAAGUUUCAAAGGGCAAGAAGAUCUCGGGCUGUUCCUCGAGAGGUUGGAGGUUGGAAUGAGUUGUCUGUGGAUUCUAAUUCAUUUGGUAAAAGUUCGACGCAUCCCAAGUAUGAUACAGAAGAUGAAGAAAACGUAUAUGAUGCGCGAGAUGUAACGAGGGCACCUAGAAAUGGAUGUGGGAUCCCUUUAAAUUGGUCGAGAAUUCAUCACAGGGGUAAAACUUUCCUUGACAUUGCAGGAAGGAGUUUUUCCUGUGGUUUAUCGGACUGUAGAUUACGUAAACGUGGUGAAGGUUUCCAUGGAAGAAAUGCUCCAGAAAUACCUGUGGAAUCCGAUCAGUCGAGCUCAUCCACGAAAUUCAACACAGAGGCACUGCCUCUUCUAAUUGAGGCAUCUGGAUCUCAGAACAGCACAGACAAGGCUCGUUGGAUGAAUGACUAUUCAGGAGAGUUAGGAAUAUUUUCCGAUAAUUUAUUGAAGCGCAAUGUUGAUUCCGACCUUGUUUCCGAAGAUAGAUCCAGUGACCAAAGCAAGUUAGUUGGGAACCACCAGGGUAGGCACCAAAGUAUCACACAAAAGUACAUGCCAAGAACUUUUAGAGACCUUGUCGGACAAAAUUUGGUAUCACAAGCCCUUUCGAAUGCCGUUACGAAACAGAAGGUCGGAUUGAUAUAUGUCUUCUAUGGACCUCAUGGAACAGGAAAAUCUUCUUGUAGUUGGAUAUUUGCUCGAGCUUUGAAUUGUCAGUCACUUGAACAUCCCAAACCUUGCGGCUUUUGUGAUUCUUGUAUUUCAACUGACAUGGGGAAGAAUCGAAAUAUAAGGGAGGUUGGACCAGUCGGUAACUUUGACUUCGAGAGUAUCAUGGACCUUCUUGAUAAUAUGAACAUAUCCAAGCUGCCUUCACAGUACCGAGUUUUCAUAUUUGAUGACUGUGAUACUUUAUCCCCGGAUUGUUGGAGUGCCAUAUCAAAGGUCAUUGAUCGAUCUCCGAGGCGUGUGGUCCUUAUUCUUGUAUGUCCGAAUCUUGAUAUUUUGCCUCAUAUAAUCAUGUCGAGGUGCCAGAAAUUCUUUUUCCAGAAACUGAAGGAUGCAGAUAUCAUUUAUACCCUGCAGUGGAUUGCAUCCAGAGAGAACAUUGAAAUCGAGAAAGAUGCGCUUAAACUAAUCACAUCUCGAUCUGACGGAUCACUAAGGGAUGCAGAGAUGACACUUGAGCAGCUGAGUUUGCUUGGGCAAAAAAUCUCUGUUCAGUUGGUUCAAGAACUGGUUGGGCUUAUCUCCGAUGAAAAGCUCGUGGAUCUUCUAGAUCUAGCAUUAUCUGCAGACACGGUAAACACUGUAAAGAGUUUGAGGCUGAUAAUCGAAACUGGUGUGGAGCCUUUAGCUUUGAUGUCACAGCUUGCUACUGUGAUAACCGAUAUUCUUGCUAGCAGUUACGAGUUCACUAAAGGAAGGCAUCGAAGGAAGUUCUUCCGAAGACAACCAUUGUCGAAAGAAGAUAUGGAGAAACUACGCCAAGCUUUGAAAACGUUAUCUGAAGCGGAAAAACAGUUGAGGCUAUCAAAUGACAAACUAACAUGGUUAACUGCCGCCUUGCUUCAGCUUGGUCCCAGUCAGCAAUAUAUAUUGCCAAUUUCUUCCGCUGACACUAGCUCUCGUCAUAGUCCGUUGCCUCAAAGUGAUGCGGGUGGAACAGAUAUUCCCCGGGAACGUGGUGAGCUUGUUAUGCAGCAUGAUAACACUAGAGGCUUGUCAAUGAAUGCCAGGUCGGAAAAUCUCCCUGCUGGAAGUCCAGAGGAAUUCAAAGCUGAUACCAUGAAUGGCAGGCAGAAAUUAGUCAAAAACCGUAAGAGAAUCGAAGAAAUCUGGUUGGAGGUGCUCGAGAAUAUUCAAGUUAAUAGUCUAAAAGAGUUUUUGUUUAAAGAAGGAAAGCUGAUAUCGGUCAGCUUCGGUUUAGCCCCAACUGUACAGCUAAUGUUCAGUUCGCAUAUGACCAGAUCUAAAGCCGAUGUAUUUAGGGGGCAUAUUUCACAGGCAUUCGAAUCUGUUGUCGGUUCUCCCCUGACAAUUGAAAUUAGAUGUGAAACAAACAAAGACGCCGCCCCAGCUGGCUUUCGUGGACUUCUCGUCUUACCAUCUUCCAGGGAUGGUCCAUCUCCGGUGGUCAUGAAUCCGGAGUCCAAUUCUCGAAAUAGGAUGCACGAGGUUGGUUCUGAUGAUACUAACAAAAGAGUUAUGGGAGAUAGAGAUUCAGGAGUGCAUGCGAUAUCUCCCGAAGCAGGAAGGGGUGGAAUUGUCGAAAUAGCAACUCCCCCAAGACAAGCCAAUGACAAUGAACAUGAUGAUGAGGUAAAAUCUAACAUAAGAGGAUCAAAGGUGGCUGACGCUGCAGCUUAUCGGAAACCACCAUUGGCAUGCACCUCAGAGAGACAAAAACCCGGGGAACUAACUCCGAGUCAGAGCAUUGUUAGAAGAAAAGUGCCCCUUGCACAGGUAAUUCAUCACGGAGAAGGAUCUACACAGCUGAAUGGGCGGCCGGAGCGCAAAGUGGUUUCCAUUGCUGAAAAGCUCGAACAAGAGAACCUGAAACUUGAACCAAGAUCAAGAAGCUUGCUUUGCCUGAAAGCAUCUCGAGUAACUCAUCGGAAGCUCUCCCGCUUGAAGAUAGGAACCCGAGGACCACAUUCAUUAUUGAAGCUCGUCUCUUGCGGACAUUGUCUUUCUUCUCCGACGAUUUCAAACGGUCAGUGCACGAGUUAACUGAAUUAGUAUUACAUUUGUAAUUAGCUAUUUUUCUCGCCAUUUACGAGCCGUAAAAUCGUUUUCCUCGAAUAAAUGUUCAACUUCUUUGGAAUGAGAAAAUGCAGGCAGGGAACUAAUUGAUAUUCUAGCCAUAGUUUUAUUGAGAUAUCAUGUUCAU
Molecule: messenger RNA, 4033 nt
Organism: Hibiscus syriacus
Lineage: Eukaryota; Viridiplantae; Streptophyta; Magnoliopsida; Malvales; Malvaceae
Product: protein STICHEL-like 4
Exons: 6
Coding region: 406-3873 (1155 amino acids)
Biological process (GO): DNA-templated DNA replication; DNA repair
Cellular component (GO): DNA polymerase III complex; DNA replication factor C complex; nucleus
Molecular function (GO): DNA-directed DNA polymerase activity; ATP binding; DNA binding
Source: RefSeq, a predicted model, not a curated record